CGCCCGGACUCCAUUAGGCAGCAGCUGGGGGAAGAAUCAACACACCAGGGAGCGGAGCGGCGCGGACCGAGCACCGAGGCGGCCGCUGCCUCCGCCGCCGCCUCCGCCGCCGCCGUCGGGGCUCCAGCUUCGGUCCCGCGCCCCCCCCAGUGCCCGCGAGCCCCCGGGCCGCGCCGCGAGCGCCUCCGGAGGGGGGGGGAAGGGCCCGGUCCUCCUUCUCCCCCUCCUCCCGCCCCACCGACCCCCGCCGCGCCCCGCCGGCCUCCCACCACGGCCUCUCUCGGCGAGGAAACUCUGGCCUCCGCUUCCUCCUCCUCCGACUCGGACGCCGGCGGAGCCUCCCCGCCCCCGCGGAAGAAGCCCCGAGCCUCGGCGGCGGAGGGAGCAGGAGAGCCCGGGGCCUCGGCCGGCCGAGCAGGCCUCCCCCCCCCGCCCUCGCCAGCCGCCUCCUCCUCCGUGGUGGUGGUGGUGGGACUGCCUCCGGCCGCCCCCGCCGCCCCGCAGCGGAGCAGCGGCCACAGCCUGGUCAGCGGCGGCACCAUGCAGGCCAACGGGGCGGGAGGAGGCGGCGGGGGCGGCGGGGGCCAGGGCCAGACCCCGGAGCUCGCCUGCCUGUCGGCGCAGAACGGGGAGUCGUCCCCUUCGGCGACGUCUGCGGGGGACCUAGCCCACGCCAACGGGCUCCUGCCUGCCGCCCCCUCCGCCGCUGGCAACAAUAGCAACAGCCUGAGUGUCAAUAACGGGGUUCCCGGCGGGGCCGCCGCGGCCUCCGCCACCGCCGCCGCCGCCCAGGCCACCCCCGAGCUGGGCAGCAGCCUCAAGAAGAAGAAGCGGCUCUCGCAGUCCGAUGAGGAUGUCAUUAGGCUCAUAGGACAGCACCUCAAUGGCCUAGGGCUCAACCAGACUGUUGACCUGCUCAUGCAAGAGUCGGGAUGUCGUUUAGAGCAUCCUUCUGCUACCAAAUUCCGAAAUCAUGUCAUGGAAGGAGACUGGGAUAAGGCAGAAAAUGACCUGAAUGAACUAAAGCCUUUAGUGCAUUCUCCUCAUGCUAUUGUGGUAAGAGGCGCACUUGAAAUCUCUCAAACGUUGUUGGGAAUAAUUGUGAGGAUGAAGUUUCUGCUGCUGCAGCAGAAGUACCUGGAAUACCUGGAGGACGGCAAGGUCCUGGAGGCACUUCAAGUUCUGCGCUGUGAACUGACGCCGCUGAAAUACAACACAGAGCGCAUCCAUGUCCUUAGUGGGUAUCUGAUGUGUAGCCACGCAGAAGACCUACGGGCCAAAGCUGAGUGGGAAGGCAAGGGCACAGCUUCCCGGUCCAAACUGCUGGACAAGCUUCAGACCUAUUUACCACCAUCAGUGAUGCUUCCCCCACGGCGUUUACAGACUCUCCUGCGGCAGGCGGUGGAACUCCAGAGGGACCGGUGCCUAUAUCACAAUACCAAACUUGACAAUAACCUAGAUUCUGUGUCUCUACUUAUAGAUCAUGUUUGUAGUAGGAGGCAGUUUCCCUGUUACACUCAGCAGAUACUUACAGAGCAUUGUAAUGAAGUGUGGUUCUGUAAAUUCUCUAAUGAUGGCACUAAACUAGCAACAGGAUCAAAGGAUACCACAGUUAUCAUAUGGCAAGUUGAUCCGGAUACACACCUCUUAAAACUGCUUAAAACGUUAGAAGGCCAUGCAUAUGGGGUUUCUUACAUAGCAUGGAGUCCAGACGACAGCUACCUUGUUGCUUGUGGUCCUGACGACUGCUCUGAGCUUUGGCUUUGGAAUGUACAGACGGGAGAAUUAAGAACAAAAAUGAGCCAAUCUCAUGAAGACAGUUUGACCAGUGUGGCCUGGAAUCCAGAUGGGAAGCGCUUUGUGACGGGCGGCCAGCGUGGUCAGUUCUACCAGUGUGACCUGGAUGGGAAUCUUCUGGACUCCUGGGAAGGCGUGCGAGUGCAGUGCCUGUGCUGCUUGAGUGACGGGAAGACUGUGCUGGCCUCGGACACACACCAGAGAGUCCGGGGCUACAACUUUGAGGACCUGACAGAUAGAAACAUAGUACAAGAAGAUCAUCCUAUUAUGUCAUUUACUAUUUCAAAAAAUGGCCGAUUAGCUUUGUUAAAUGUAGCAACUCAGGGAGUUCAUUUAUGGGACUUGCAAGACAGAGUUUUAGUAAGGAAAUAUCAAGGUGUUACCCAAGGGUUUUAUACAAUUCACUCGUGUUUUGGAGGCCAUAAUGAAGACUUCAUCGCUAGCGGCAGUGAAGAUCACAAGGUUUACAUCUGGCACAAACGUAGUGAACUGCCAAUUGCGGAGCUCACAGGGCACACGCGCACAGUAAAUUGUGUUAGCUGGAACCCACAGAUCCCAUCCAUGAUGGCCAGUGCCUCAGACGAUGGCACUGUUAGAAUAUGGGGACCAGCACCUUUCGUAGACCACCAGAAUAUUGAAGAGGAAUGCAGUAGCAUGGAUAGUUGAUGGCGAAUUUGGAGCAGACGACUUCUGUUAACGUAAAAUUAGUCGUAUUUUAAUGGCUUGGGAUUUGGUGCAAACAAACAUGAUUGAUAGCUGGACAGACAUGCUCGUCAUGAAAAAAAGAACCAUUUUGAAGCCCGAUUGGGGCCAAACAUUUACACCUUGCUUCAUAGUAACCAGUUGAUGAAGCACGUCUUAGAACGUUGUUGGACACCAUGUUGAAUUACUCCCCAUCGGUUGUGAAGAACUGUGCUACAUUCAGGCUUCCCCAUUGAACUCAGUAUAUAUAUUUUUCCCUCCUGCCUUUUGUCUGGUGGGACACCAUUCUUGUUGCUCUUCUGUGUAAUGAAGUUCAAAUGCUUGUUUGGAAACUUUAUUUAACAGUUUAGAAGGCUUGAUAGGAAGAGUUCAUUAGUCUGAAGAGUAUACAUUGGACAAGAAAGAAUUCCCUUUUGUUUCUCCAAAUCUUUCCGCCUUAUUUAGCUUGAGAUCUUUGCAGCUUGGUUCAUGGAUUCUAGCCUUGCCCGUUGCGCAGUAUAUACUGAUCAGAUGAUAAACCAGUGAACUAUGUCAAAAGCACUCUCAAUAUUACAUUUGACAAAAAGUUUUGUACUUUUCACAUAGCUUGUUGCCCCGUAAAAGGGUUAACAGCACAAUUUUUUAAAAAUAAAUUAAGAAGUAUUUAUAGGAUUAAAGUGACUUCAUUUGUAUACAUUUGGAAUCUAAACCAGCUUAAAAAAGUGUCCUCUGUGACUGAGAUGCGCAGUGUAACUGAUGCUCUUCUGGAGUGCCACGUGAGACAUGGCAUGGUCAGACACAGUGUUCAGAAGGACAUGGCACACGAAAGCCAGAGAUACUUUGAGGUCUCCCCCUUUUUAUUUUAUUCCAAAGGGACAUCAGUACCUGAUACUGAAGAAAUUCAAGAUUCAAAAGAAAAAUUUUAUAAAUAAACCAGUCUGGGAGAUCAGCGUCAGCCUAGGCUUCCAAGAAAGCUUGUUCCAGGUUCUUCUGAACUUGGGGGAAUCAUUUUGAUGUGAUCUAGUGAAAGUAGACAUCAGAAGAUAGACCCACUUUGGGAAUUUAUAGUGUAGUUGAGUCUUAGAGGAAGUCAGCAAGUUACAAACAUGGACACGAGUUAGAGCCUGAGUCAUUUCCCCUAAUUGCCCUUAAUGUCCACCAUACAGGGACACCCAUUUGAAGAAGAUCCCUCUCAGCGUCUCAGAUGUUGCCGCAAUGAACCUCAUUCAAACUGGUGCUGUGGACAGUCCCUCCCGUUCCUAAGUUCAUGGGAUGUUUCCUUUAUGGAAAAAAAAAGACAUAAGCCUGAUUGCUAUUCAUGGUGUGUUUUCAACCCCAUAAUUGCUGGGUCUAACAGUCUCCUUUGAAAUCCAUGUUUUCCAGUAGGGGAUAACCAGGGUGACCACAGCUAUUGGAAAGAGAAGUGGAAUUACUCCCAAUGUAUCCCCGUGAACAAAAAAAAAUCUUGUACAGCUUGCCCUGGAGGCUGAGCCGGGACCAUAGCACUCACCAUGAUCACACCCUCCAUAGCAUUCACCAUGAUCACACCCUCAGGGUCCUGAGAGGAGAGAGGCUUGUACUAUGGACUCUUUCCAUUGUGGGGCUCAUAGGGAGAGAAAGCCAGGAAGAGGGAGAAGAAAACACAUUUGGCCUUAAGAUAGUGUUCAUUCUCCCAAAGCCCACAGUAAGGAGAUGACAGAUCGUAGUCAGUCAGCAGAUUAUUAAUUCAAAUGGGUAUGUAAAAGAUUCCUUUAAGCUUCAUUUUUCAGAGACCACCACUUUAGAAAAUCAGAGAAAUCUUGUUUUGAUACUUCUUAGUUAAAAUAAUAUGUUACCGUUUAUCUGGUACUUCAUUUUCUUGACUAAAAUUACUUUUCACUUUAAGCUUGAAUAAAAAUUUUCAUUCAUAACUGUAUAUAAUUAAGUGGCAACUCCUCUUUACCUCAGUGCAGUUAAAACUAUCUUUUGAUUGACAUACCCUGAAGCCAUUAAUACACACACCCCAGUCUCUACAGUAACAAUCACUAACCACAUAUGGGUACAGAACUCCACAGCUGUUUACAGAUGUGGUUACAUUGUACUAUGUGGCAUGCACAUAAUGUUCCCUGAGGUCUUGACCAUCAGGGCAGUUUGGCACUUAUAUUUCUGCUAGUACACCUAGCUGCACCUAGAUCUGAGUUUUCACAGUGUUUCUGAAGUAUGAGGUAAAAUCAUGCCGGAAAGUUGAGGGACAUUCCCAGAGCAUAGCUCGUGCUGGAGCAGGGUUACAAGUAUGCAGAGGUGUCGGCAGUGGCAGGUGAGCUUGUCCCCAGGCCUGUCCGGACUGGCAGCUCCCUCUGUAGACUGGUACCUGACUGUGCCAAUUUGCUGUAAGCAUCUGUUUCCUAUGUUUGCCAUGAAGGCAGUGUGGUAGAAAGGAGGUGAAGGCAGGGGUUAUGGUGGAAGAACCUGGUGGCAGGAUGACAUGAAAAUCUGACAGUGUGAUAAAAUGAUAAAGGCUUAAGAGAAUUCUGUCAAGCCUGCCACAAGAUGCUAACCAAUGUAAAAACUGAAAAGUACCAAUACUUUUUGCACAUAGAUCAAAAUAGUGGAGAAUUUUGGCUCCAGAAAUCAGGUUAGUAGGCUCAAUUCCAUGUGCUUAAAAUGUUUCUGUUGUUAAUGCAUCGAUUAAGGGCUAGAGUAAGAAUGGAAUUAAAUGUCUUUUUCCUCUAAAUAACUGGUUAUUAGUGGUAAGUGUUGGAUUGGGGGGCCACUGAGGUUGGUUUGUGGGUGGCGAUCAAAAGAAUUAGAGUGGGAGUGAGUCAGGGGAAAUGGCAAAGCUUCCACCGUUGGAGUUUGAGUUGCACUAGUCUCCGUGCCAGCUGUGUGGCAUCGCUCUUCCUGGCCAGAUAAAUGUCCUGGUAACCCAGGUAAGUAGUGAAAACAGGACAUUUUAUUUGUAAAAACUGGCUCAUUUUAUUGGGUGGGAGAACACGUAUGUAAAUCUCUGACUAUAAGUAAUUAAAUUAGCAGUAAUUCCAAAAGAGUAGUUAAUGAGGAGUGCUCUGCCUUAAGGGGCAUUCUGUGGCAUUAAUAGAAAAUUCUUUCCCACCCCUUCCAAUCUUGAAAUUUUCUUUUUUAGGAUGUUGGGUCCUGCAAACAAGAACUGACCCUCUGCCUCCCAUGGGUCCAUGUCUCGCACAUCUCUUGAAAGGGGGCAUACCUAUGUCGUUUACAGCAAAAAAUGGGAGGAAAGAAGAGACGUUCUCUUAAUAGCCAUUAUUCCUGUUUUAAAAAAUACAUUUUUACCUAUUAAUUUUACUUUGAUGUCUCAUUUAGACAUCACCAACUCUCCCUUUGUGUUGCUGGCCAAAGCAUUACCACCAUUUCCAAAACAGUACCUGAUUUCAUAUAAACUACUAGCCUAAAGAGGUGAAUUUGCAUUUACACUUAGACACUUUCUAAAAACAGGGUGAAAUUAACCUAAACCUUGGAGUUAUUGUUAUAGUAGCUGCCCUACAGUUACAAAAACAAGCUGUAAAAGCCCAUCCCUUAAUCUACUUAAUCCAGAUUGCCUGGAUGUAAUGAAGUUAAUUAUAUAAAAGAGUGUGUGUGUGUGUGUGUGUGUGUGUGUGUGUGUGUGUGUGUGUGUGUGAGAGAGAGAGAGAGAGAGAGAGAGAGAGAGAGAACUUGAUAAAAUAAUCUAGAAACAACUCUUAGGUUGUCAUUUUUACUGAAUGUCUUGUACACAUGUAAAAUACCCUCUCUUGAGUCGAAGGCUUGGUUAAUAUUUGUCUAUUUUUAUAAAAAUGAAACUGUCCCAUCCUUAGACAUUUACCUUAUCAGGAUCAACAUGCUAGAAUUAUAACAUUUGUAGGCUCAGUGAGGGUAAAUGUUUUUGGCCCCUUGAAAAAGAGAGUGUGUGUGUGUGUGUGUCUGUGUGUGUGUGUCUGUCUGUGUGUCUUGAGGGAAAUCACAAUAUGCUUAUAAACCAAGCUGUAGAGAUCAUGUAAAGAACGUGGGUGUUGCUCUGGAGAUUUCUGAGCUAUAGAAAGUGGUCAGGCAUUGCGGUGUGGUGAAGCCAGCACAGAGCUGUUGGUAUGGGCUAACAUUUAACUAUGGACUGAUAAGAUGUUUCCAGAGGAUUGUGUUCUUAAACUUUGGGGUUUGCUUUUCUUAACUGCCUCUCAGAUUAUAUUUAGUAGUUUAAAUUCCUUUGCUUUAUUUCAUUAAAGUAUAAAAACUUCAGGUCUCAUAUUUAUUUUCACUUGUUCUACUAAUUAUUUACAAGACACCUUUUUGGUUGACAUUUAUUUUAUAAAUGUGUGGUAUAUUAAAUGUCUUUAAUUUUUUUUGUUUUAUUGAAAUUACAGUAACUUUGAUUUGAUUUGCUGGGAUUUUUAAAUUUUAUUUCGAUUCCACCUUUUCCAUGUCGGUGCACAGCACUCGCCCAGCCCUUUGUACUUCCUUCUGUCAUUCAAUAAACAGAAUGAGUAAUUAAGUAA
Molecule: messenger RNA, 6962 nt
Organism: Apodemus sylvaticus (European woodmouse)
Lineage: Eukaryota; Metazoa; Chordata; Mammalia; Rodentia; Muridae
Gene: Wdr26
Product: WD repeat domain 26
Exons: 14
Coding region: 541-2463 (640 amino acids)
Biological process (GO): proteasome-mediated ubiquitin-dependent protein catabolic process
Cellular component (GO): GID complex
Molecular function (GO): protein binding
Source: RefSeq, a predicted model, not a curated record